Messenger RNA from Leptopilina heterotoma, 4511 nucleotides. RefSeq lists its product as uncharacterized. The transcript is spliced from 14 exons. The record is from RefSeq and is a predicted model, not a curated record. Lineage: Eukaryota; Metazoa; Arthropoda; Insecta; Hymenoptera; Figitidae. Bases 4 to 4149 code for a protein of 1381 amino acids.
AUAAUGAAGAGAAAACAACAAUUGAGUUUAAAAUCAACAAAUGAAUCUCGUGAAGGACAUUCUACCAGAUUUUUCUACGGUAACUUACAGACACAAAAAUCUGACGAAAAUUUGACAUUUUCUUCAUCGUCAUCAACUCCAAAGACAGAAGAGGCAGAACAUCGAAAAGCAGAGAAGAAAACUUUUCGCUCGAGUGGAAUAUUCAGAUUAAAAUCACCAACUAGAUCUCGCGAAGAAAUGUCUACCAGUUCAAUUGGAAAGACUGAAAAUGUGAAAGCUGGAAUUCCGGAGAAACAAUCUUUUACUUCCAGUGAAAGAUUGAGUUUAAAAUCAACAAAUGAAUCUCGUGAAGGACAUUCAACCAGAUUCUUCUACGGAAACUCACAGACAAAAAAAUCUGACGAAAAUUUGACAGUUUCUCAAUCACCAACAACUUCAAUGACUGAGCAGGCUGAACCUCGAAAAGCAGAAAAGAAAACUUUUCGCUCGAGUGGAAUAUUCAGAUUAAAAUCACCAACUAGAUCUCGCGAAGAAAUGUCUACCAGUUCAAUUGGAAAGACUGAAAAUGUGAAAGCUGGAAUUCCGGAGAAACAAUCUUUUACUUCCAGUGAAAGAUUGAGUUUAAAAUCAACAAAUGAAUCUCGUGAAGGACAUUCAACCAGAUUCUUCUACGGAAACUCACAGACAAAAAAAUCUGACGAAAAUUUGACAGUUUCUCAAUCACCAACAACUUCAAUGACUGAGCAGGCUGAACCUCGAAAAGCAGAGAAGAAAACUUUUCGCUCGAGUGGAAUAUUCAGAUUAAAAUCACCAACUAGAUCUCGCGAAGAAAUGUCUACCAGUUCAAUUGGAAAGACUGAAAAUGUGAAAGCUGGAAUUCCGGAGAAACAAUCUUUUACUUCCAGUGAAAGAUUGAGUUUAAAAUCAACAAAUGAAUCUCGUGAAGGACAUUCUACCAGAUUCUUCUACGGUAACUCACAGUCACAAAAAUCUGACGAAAAUUUGACAUUUUCUUCAUCGUCAUCAACUCCAAAGACUGUGCAGGCUGAACCUCGAAAAGCAGAGAAGAAAACUUUUCGCUCGAGUGGAAUAUUCAGAUUAAAAUCACCAACUAGAUCUCGCGAAGAAAUGUCUACCAGUUUAAUUGAAAAGACUGAAAAUGUGAAAGCUGGAAUUCCGGAGAAACAAUCUUUUACUUCCAGUGAAAGAUUGAGUUUAAAAUCAACAAAUGAAUCUCGUGAAGGACAUUCUACCAGAUUCUUCUACGGUAACUCACAGUCACAAAAAUCUGACGAAAAUUUGACAUUUUCUUCAUCGUCAUCAACUCCAAAGACUGUGCAGGCUGAACCUCGAAAAGCAGAGAAGAAAACUUUUCGCUCGAGUGGAAUAUUCAGAUUAAAAUCACCAACUAGAUCUCGCGAAGAAAUGUCUACCAGUUUAAUUGAAAAGACUGAAAAGCAAAUUUUGUCUUCGAGUAAAGGACCGGAAAGAAAAAUUUCAUUUCAUAGUCAAAGAUUAAGUUUGAAAUCACCAAGUGAUUCUCCUGAAAAGCUGUCACCGUGUUCAGUUUACCGUGUACCAACAGAAACAUCAUUAUCAUUAUCGUCAUCAACUGGACCUGAUUUAAAAAUCACUUCUUCAAAAGUAGAGAAAUCGAAAAAGCAAGAAGCUAAAUUUUCCCAUUCAGCAUCAACUUCAAAAAGAGAUGGUGUUGACUCAUCAAUUGAAAGUGGUGCUGGCCCCUCUUCAAAACGAAAGAAAUACAGUGUCGAGAAAUCUACAAUUGGUGUUUCUUCAAACAGAAAAAGAACGUCAAUUACUUUGGAUAAUGAAAAUAUUGAUAAACCGUUGCAUCAUAAAGUGAGAAGAAGAUUGGAAUUAAUGGGAACAGAAAAGCAUACGGUAAAAGUUUGUUUGGGAAAAUUAUGUAAAUCAGCAAACAUUAAAAAUCGAAUUGAAGAAGAUGCAAAGGUUGUUUCAUCAAUGAUGUAUGAGGCAACAACAAUGGCAUUAUUCGGCCUAUAUGAAGAAACGAAUGUUGAAAAUGUUGAAAAUUGCCCAUCAUUGUUGGAGAAAUGGACCAACAAUGGUCCCGACUUUCUGUCAUUUUUAAUAUCAUUAAAGCAGAAAGUAAAUGCUCAACGUAAAGUAACUGAACAGGAUGCGAAAAUAAAUACAAUGGUCAACGAAUAUAAAGAAUUAAGGAAUGACAUUCCACUUUAUGACGGAGAACAUAGAACGGCAAUAAUUCAGGAGGCAGCUUUAGUGUUGAAUCGAAACUUUAAAACAAAUUUCACGACGCAUGCAGCAUCACGAUUAAGAAGAUAUUUGCAGCUAUUAAUGGAAAUUGAAGACGAAGAAAAAAAUCAUAUGGAAGUAGAUGAAAUUCAAGAAAUUUGUUCAGUUUACCAUAUCGAAAAUGAUAAUGAUGAAAAAAUAAAAAUUAGGAGUUUUAAAAAUAGCAUUAAAAAUGAACAAAGAAAAGAAUUUCAAAAAUCUCGAAAACAAUUUCCAGAUGAAAUGCGAGAAAAAAAAACAUCAGACUACUGCGAUGAAAGAUAUGUUCGACAGGAAAAAUAUCUCAAACAUUGCGAUAAAGUCUAUUAUAAAAAAAGGCCAAGAAGGCGAAGAAAAAAAUCGAAAAAGGAAAAAGAAGAAGAAAAAGAGAAGAAUGAGGAAAAAGAAAAAGAGAAGAAUAAGGAAAAAAAGAAAUUUCGAAAAAGAAGGCCUUCAUUUUAUAAACAAUCUGUUGCUGCUUUAAAUCUCCUGCUGCAAGAAAAUAAAUGUAAAGUGAAAGGAUUCCCUACUGAUUUACUACUGAAAAAGGGUGAUAAUGAUAGAAGAAAAUUGGACUUUACAAAAUUGACAAAAGAUGAAGAAUGGCAUAAAUUUUUGCCAUUUUUCAUUAUGAUUCAACAAGAAUUUCAUGAUAAAAAGAAGAAGAAUUUCACGUUAAUUCCACAAAUUUCAUUAGGCGUGAAGCAUGUGGUUUAUACAAAUACUGCUUUAAAAGAAUUGCAAACGGCAACUGUUAUUCAAGAAAUUAAAGAAAAAAAGGCAAUUUUACAAAAAAAGAAAAGAAAAUCAGGAACGAAUAAGGAUCAUCUUCAAAGAGCAGUUGAUAAGAUGGACGAUGAAAUGAAGCGCUUAAGAGAAAUGAACAAUGAAGAAAGGUGGAAUUCAAUGUUCAACUUUAAAUCAAUCCAAAGAGGUCGAAAAAAAUUAAAGAAUGGUGGUAAAUUUUCUGGUACAAUAACGACAAAUGGUGUGGACGUGUCAGUAAUUUUUGAUUUACCCACAAAACAUGAUGUUGUGCAAUCAAAGAAGAAAGUUGGAAGUUACAAAAAAUUUUGUGGUUUUGAUCCUGGUGCGAGGGCGACUCUGGCUGGCGUCAGUAGGGAAAACGAUCCUAAUCCAACCACUAAUGUAAAAAAGGAUUCAGCUAUUUACAUUGGUAGUUGGAUGAUGAGAUGGCAGAUGGGCGACUACAGAAGAAGAGAAUUAAUGAAGAAAAAAGGUAUAGACAUGCAAAAAUAUUACAAGCAACUUGCUGAGGAUCCAUUGAUGGAAAAUUUUUGCAUGACUAAUCCUCGAGAUCGCCAUCGCAUAACAAAAUAUAGAAUACAUCUUUUACAAAAUUUCCAAUCACUUCAUCAAAAAAGAUCCGUAACGCGUUUACGAAUUGAUCGAUAUUCAGCACAAAAGCGACAAGUUGAUCAACUUGUGAAUUGGAUAGUAGGUGAUACAAAGAAGAAACCCUGUUUCGUUGCUAUUGGUGGAGCUGAAAUACCUAAUUUUAUCAAGGGAUACACUAAAGCUCCUUUGAAACGUAUUCAACAAACUCUUUUUCAAAGAUCAGAAGAAUUAGGAAAGGAUAAAUUGCAAGUCGUGAAAGUAAAUGAGUUUAAUACAACAAAAAUGUGUAGUCGCUGUGUGAGACCACUUAAAAUAUCCAAGAGUCCCCAUCGAUACACUUAUUGUGCGAAAUGCAAAACAACGUGGGAAAGAGACGUAAAUGCAGGGCGUAAUAUUCUUAAUCUUGCACUUGUUCAAGAGAAAAUCAUACCAAAGGAUUCCAUAAAAAAUCACCAUCUAUUUCGGAUAAAAAAUGAUGACAUUGAACAUGAGGCUGCAGAAUUGCAGAAAUAAUUUUUCCCAUCACUUUCAACAUUCAUUUUUAAAUCACUAAGUAAAUCUCUUAAAGGACAAUGAAAAGGAGGAACCUCGACAACCGGAAAUACAAAUUUCUACGAUGGACAAUAUACUGCUUAAUUGCGGAAAUAAUUUAACAAAACAUUAUUCGGUCCUGGUGGUGAUGGCUUUUUGCCAUUGUACAUACCGGGGAUCUCUUGAGAUCCGAACCAGCCUGUAAAAAGGCAUACCAGGUUUUUUAAGAAAUUAAAAAACAUGCUACUUCUUUUAUUGAUUAUUGUUUGAAUUUUUCAAAUUUUUUAUAAAAACAAAAGCACAUUUGUGUUUUUUUUUAUAAAUUAAAAUAAUCAAUAAUAGGA